CCUGGCUGUCACCGUGUUCCUGGAGCCUCACAUCCCGCUGUCUGCCUGUGAUAACUUAGCUGAUUCCCCGAAAAAACUUCACCAUGAGCGGCGACCAUGAACACAGAGACGCACAGGUCAAUUGUGGAUCUAAAGGAAAUGACUCUCACAAACAUAAAGAGAAGCACAGAGACAAGGAACACAGACACAAAGACCACAAGAAAGACAAAGAACGGGAGCGCUCCAAGCACAGCAACAGUGAACAUAGAGAACACUCUGAGAAAAAACACAAAGAUAAGCUGAAGCACAGUGACGGCUCAGAAAAACAGAAGGAGAAAGAGAAGAGAAGAGAGGACAAGGUGAAAUCCUCCCAUACAGAGAAGCCUAAGAAAGAAAAAGAAAAUGGAUAUGUUCGAGACUCAAGUCCUAUAAUUAAGAGUGAGCCUGAGGAAGACAAUGGCUUUUACCCAGUUUCAAAGCACAAGGCUAAACGAGAGUAUGAUGAUGAAGAGUUUGAAUAUAAACCGAAAAAGACAAAAACAGAACAUGACAAAAAGGCCAAGAAGAGGAAACACGAGUAUGAAGAGGACGAGGACGAAGAGGACAUAAAACCCAAGAAGACGAAAGAUAAAAGUGGAAAAGAUGGAAAGAAAAACAAAAAAGAAGAGGAAGAGAAAUGGAAAUGGUGGGAAGAGGAAAGAUACACAGAUGGAUCAAAGUGGCGCUUUCUUGAGCACAAGGGCCCAGUGUUUGCACCUCCGUACGAGCCUAUGCCCGACAAAGUCAAGUUUUACUAUGAUGGAAAGCCCAUGAAGCUAAGCGCCCCAGCUGAGGAAGUAGCCACUUUCUUUGCCAAAAUGUUGGACCAUGAAUACACCACUAAGGACAUCUUUAGAAAGAACUUUUUCAAAGACUGGAGAAAAGAAAUGACUCCGGAAGAAAAGUCAAAGAUUUCUGACCUAAACAAGUGUGACUUCAGUGAGAUGAGUACAUACUUCAAGGCUCAAUCUGAGGCAAGAAAGCAGAUGACGAAAGAGGAAAAGCAGAAAAUCAAAGAGGAGAAUGAGCGGAUCCUUCAGGAAUAUGGUUUUUGCAUCAUGGACAAACACAAGGAGCGGAUCGGGAACUUUCGGAUUGAGCCACCUGGACUUUUCAGAGGACGAGGAGACCACCCAAAAAUGGGAAUGCUGAAGCGACGCAUCAGACCUCAGGACAUCAUCAUCAACUGCAGCAAGGACUCCAAGAUACCCAAACCUCCUCCCGGGACAAAAUGGAAGGAAGUUCGUCAUGACAACAAGGUGACCUGGCUGGCCUCCUGGACAGAAAAUAUUCAGGGCUCCAUCAAAUACAUUAUGUUGAACCCCAGCUCAAGGAUUAAGGGCGAGAAAGACUGGCAAAAAUAUGAAACGGCAAGGCGACUGAAGAAGUGUGUGGAUCGUAUCCGGACUCAGUACAGAGAUGACUGGAAGUCAAAGGAGAUGAGGAUCAGACAGAGGGCAGUGGCACUCUACUUCAUAGACAAAUUAGCCCUAAGAGCUGGAAAUGAAAAGGAGGAAGGGGAGACAGCAGACACAGUCGGCUGCUGUUCUCUGAGGGUCGAACACAUCAAACUUUAUCCCAAAAUGGACGACAAGGAGUAUGUGGUAGAGUUUGACUUCCUGGGAAAAGAUUCAAUUCGCUACUACAACAAGAUCCCAGUAGAGAAAAGGGUCUUUAAAAACCUGCAGUUGUUUCUCGAAAACAAGCAGCCAGAAGAUGACCUUUUUGACCGACUAAAUACUUCGAUUUUAAACAAGCACUUACAGGAGCUAAUGGAUGGACUCACAGCUAAAGUGUUUCGAACCUACAAUGCCUCCAUCACUCUGCAGCAGCAGCUCAAAGAACUCACAUGUGGUGAUGACAGCGUCCCAGCUAAGAUACUGUCGUACAACAGAGCCAACCGGGCAGUGGCCAUUCUCUGUAACCACCAGAGAGCUCCACCCAAAACCUUUGAAAAGUCAAUGCAAAACCUCCAGACCAAAAUUGAUGACAAACAAAGUCAGCUGUCUACAGCACGGAAACAGUUAAAAGCUGCUAAAUCAGACCACAAGGCUUCCCACGAUGAAAAGAGCAAAAAAGCUGUGGAGAUGAAGCGAAAAGCUGUCCAGAGAAUAGAGGAGCAGCUGAUGAAACUCCAGAUGCAGGCGACAGACAGAGAGGAGAACAAACAGAUCGCUUUGGGCACGUCCAAACUCAACUACCUGGACCCACGCAUCUCUGUCGCCUGGUGUAAAAAGUAUGGCAUCCCGAUUGAGAAGAUCUACAAUAAAACUCAGAGGGAGAAGUUUGCCUGGGCGAUUGACAUGGCAGAGAAGGAUUAUGAGUUUUAAAACACACAAAUGUAUUUCCUUCGUCAUACCUUUGAUUGUAGAGAUGGUUUCCUGUUGAUGUCAAAUGAAUCCACUUUGUGGCUAAAGCAGGGCUGUAAAGAACAAAAAGCAAAUACAGGCGCAUGUCCCUGGAGGCAAUUAUUUUAGAGGUUUUAUAGUUAUUUUAAAAAAGGUGAAAUGAAUAUAAUCUGACUUGGUAACAAAAUCUAAAUUAUAAAAUGCAUUUCAUUUUAAUUUUAUUUUGUGUUUUUAUAAUACAAUUUAUAUGCACUUAAAACUUAAAGUAACAUAAGAAUAUAUCUACCAUCCGUAUUAUUUAUUUACAUGAUUAUUGUUAUUCAAUGAUUUAAAUAACAUGAUCACAUUAUAAGAUUCAUGAAACACUUAAAUUUGACUUUGUCAUCAACUGUAAGCCAUAAUCAUCACUAUAUAAUCUUCAUGAAUAUUGUAGCGUGUGUUCUGGUGUAAGAAAACACGCCGAAUUUCUUCUAGUUGUUUAUUUUCUGAACACAAGGGCUACUGUAGGCUGUAACCCACGACAAAACAACAGCACAACAGCAGGCUCAACUCAUUAGAGCCAGUCUCCAAAACAGACCAGUAACUGAAGAAUAGAACCUUCUCUAGAACUUAUUGGGCAAAGCAAAGUGUCUCAUGCAAAAGCAGUUAUAUUAACAACAACACAAAGAACUGAACACAAAAUAUCAGAUCAUUACAUUAUUAGUUUGUAUUGACUGCUGAUGUGGCUAUUGCACAGUAGACAUGCGCCUUGAUCACCAGAGAAGACUUAUUACAGUGUGUAUGUAUGAAUUUACUCAAGAAUCAACAAUCAUGUGAUCAAACUACAACUCUUGGAACACUAGAAUUAUGACAAUAGUAUGUAUGUAGCCGAUGUCCGCCCCAAAUAUGGACACUUUUGUUUUAUUUGAGAUGACUUAGAUUAGUAAGCCAUCAUAUUUAUGGACAAAAUUCUAUAUUCUCAUAGGAUUGUUAACAAGUAAAUGUGUGGGGACCUGUGAGAGCCAUGUGAUAGGAAGGAAAGUAUACAUGAAUAUUUAUUGAGGUUUUUUGUAUGUUAAGACAAAAUGCACCUGGCAGACAAAGGACUGUGUGCAUCUCCAUUAUUAGCACUUGUUAAUAUUAAUAUUGCCAUAAAUUUAUUACUUUACAGUUUUGCAUUUUAUUUCAGGGAUGUAUAUAUUUUUGUUCAUCCAGCUGUAUGCAUUAUGAGCUAAAGCCUUCCCUCACUGCACAUACACCUAUCAGGCAAAACAUUAUGACCACAUGUCUCUGAUGGAAGGUGAUGAUCAUUGCAAACAUAGAACACCGCAUUAAGAGCAAUUUUUGAAAUGCUCUAAUUUAGUCAUCAACCCCCUUCUACUUGUCCAUUUCCCCCUAUUCUUAACGCAGCUACUGUGAGCCAAAACUUCAUCUGUGUAUGGAUGUCCCCUGUCACUGGUCAUCAUGUUAAGCCUGAUGGUUGGGUGCGUCACAUAGACAUUCCUUGUGCUUAUUUGAAUCAGCUAUGUUUAUGUUGCUGAGCUUCAGGCUGACUUUUGUAAUGGAUGUGGUCUAUGCCAAAAAUAACUGAAAUCCAUACAUUUAAUUGUGCUACUCUUUUGUAUUUAUAUGAUUAAGCAAGUGUCCUAAUUUCCAGAUGUGAGUGUGGUCGAGACGUCGUUAUUCUUGCUGUUUUGAUUAAUUUAAAUAUUUAUCACUCAUGUUCUGAAUGGUUGGAUGCUUAUUGUAGCUUUGUAGUU
Molecule: messenger RNA, 4105 nt
Organism: Periophthalmus magnuspinnatus
Lineage: Eukaryota; Metazoa; Chordata; Actinopteri; Gobiiformes; Gobiidae
Gene: top1b
Product: DNA topoisomerase Ib
Exons: 21
Coding region: 84-2348 (754 amino acids)
Biological process (GO): DNA replication; DNA topological change; chromosome segregation
Cellular component (GO): chromosome; nucleolus
Molecular function (GO): DNA topoisomerase type I (single strand cut, ATP-independent) activity; DNA binding
Source: RefSeq, a predicted model, not a curated record